This is a messenger RNA of Pocillopora damicornis (cauliflower coral), 1839 nucleotides long. RefSeq names its product protein DD3-3-like. The record is from RefSeq and is a predicted model, not a curated record. Lineage: Eukaryota; Metazoa; Cnidaria; Anthozoa; Scleractinia; Pocilloporidae.
AUGCAGAUCAUAUUGACCUUUGGUUUCGCGUUGUCAACGUUCUUAUAUCUCUGUUGGGCGGAUGUAUAUCUUCAUUUUCCUCCUGGAAGCAACAAUAGAUUGAACGGGAACAAGGAAAACGUGGACAACGAUGACAGGCUUUUCGACUCUCAGAACAAUGGUAAGGGCGGUUACAACGUUGGAGACAGCGGAACUGGCACUACCAGGAACAAAAUACCGAAAGACAGGCAGCUUCCAUUGGAAUUUUUCAUGAGCGGCAGUAAAGAGAAUGCAAAAACUGAGGUUGAAAUUAUGUGGACAAAUCAACAUGGAACCGGAACAGAAAGUGCAGACAUAGUGGAAUCACAAAUCAUCCUGCAAUACAUGUGUCAAGAAGUUACAGAGUCUAAAUAUAAGUAUCCCAACAUUCGAAAUGGUGAAGAACGGGACAAGCAAAAUUUCAAUGCCGGCUCACAAGAAAAUAAUGAAGUGAAAAUGGAACGCGGAUUGCAUGAGCCCUUAGAGUACUACAGAACCUAUCAGCGCAGAGAAAGAAACAAAGAUUUGUUUACCGCUAAUCAAGACCUAAAAGGUAACAGUGCAAUUUACACCAGGCAGAACCCAGAUGGGAAGAGAAGGGGAUUUGAAGUACCAGAGGAACGUGAUUACUAUCCUUACUGGGGCCCCACCCCCUGGAAGGACAUUGCUAUCUUGGUCAGUGACAGCACUACAAAAAGUGCUAUACGGGAUCAUGUGAAGAGAGACUACGGAAAAAAAUGGUUGUGCAUUAUAGAUGAUGGUGUCGCAAAAACUCUCUGUCCAAAAGUGCCUCAAAAGAACAAACGAAACGAAAAAUGUGUGGCCAGGUUCAUUACACAGGAUUCGUGCCAAGGCGCAGGAGGAAGUUGGACCCAAGUACAAACAAACUUCAUAGAAAAGUUCGCAUCUAAGGACAAGGGUGUGGCGUAUGAGCCUCAUCUGAUAACACAGGGUACUGGAGAGGGCAAGCAAGGUCUUGUACUGGCAGACUCCCCUGAGGUUUUAGACGCACCAUCCACAGUUGUGAAUCACAAUGGCAUGAACAUGGACGGGAAGUUCUCCUCAUACAAAUGGAAGAUUCCUCACUUUCCUUCAAACACUCCACAACGAUGCGUGUUGAGAAUCAGAUAUAACAUCACAACAAAAGAUGUACCGAGGACGUUUACUGUUUCAAAUAACGAUGGCGAAGAGAAUAAUCCCAAAACACUUGCUGUUGACGGCAAAACCAAACUUCAACUAGCCUUGAACACCGCUCAACUGGGUCGUACAUUCCAGGACAGAUCACAUGUAAUCCACCUCAAGCCAAGAAGCUCUUUGCUUCAAAAAUUCCAGAAUUCCAAAAUCUUCUACAUCGGAGGAAUGGGAAAGAGAGGAAACAUCGUUCAGACUUACCCAGCCAUGGAAUAUCGCUUUACCCCUGAAAGUAUCACUGUUUCUAGAAAUGAUGUCUUGUGCUUCGCUUGGUCAGGUUCCAACGAUAAUCCAGAUAAUGAGGGCCAAGGGAAAAAAAGAUCAGACAGAACAAACGUGUGCUGGGUAAAGGAAGGAUGCCAAUCACUUAAACCAAAGGCUUGUACGAGCUUGCCUCUUGAAGUAGUUGAACAAGCUGAUAAGUUUUCUGCCGACAAGUUGAAUCUUCACCUCAACACUGGAUGCUACAACGGUAACCCAAAUAAACUGAAUGUUCAACUGGACAACGCCCCAGCCUCCUGCAACCCGCCUUGCUUCCGCAUCACGGAGCGUGGGACAUACUGUUACAUGAGCACGCGCAAUAACAACUUCUCCAACCGCCGUCACAUGGGACAGAUUACCGUUAAUUAA